This is a messenger RNA of Anisakis simplex (herring worm), 861 nucleotides long. The record is from the annotation of a GenBank genome assembly. NCBI's taxonomy places the organism in Eukaryota, Metazoa, Nematoda, Chromadorea, Rhabditida, Anisakidae.
AUGGUUAUUCACGCAUUUGGCGCAUACUUUGGACUAGCGCUUGCCUUCGUAUUCAACAAGAAACAGCAUCGUGAGCAUGAACAUGAGGGAAGCAACUACAGUUCGGAUAUUUUCUCUAUGAUCGGUGCCGUCUUCCUUUGGGUAUUCUGGCCAUCGUUUAACGCCGUCUCAGCUGUACCUGAAAAUGCACGUCAACGAGCUGUUCUCAACACCUACCUGUCGUUGGCUGCUUGCACCGUGGUGACGUUCAUCCUCAGUCAGUUGGUUGAUCGUGAACAUAAGAUGCGCUUCUCGAUGACACAUAUAGCGAAUUCGACCCUGGCUGGUGGUGUAGCAAUUGGUACGACCGCGAACGUUGUGCUAAUGCCUCUUCAUGCAUUGCUCGUUGGCGCUGGAGCCGCAGUGAUCUCUGUCCUCGGAUAUGCUUAUGUCACGCCGUUCCUUGCACGCAAGAUGCGUAUUCACGACACGUGUGGUGUAAACAAUCUCCAUGGAAUGCCAGGAGUUUACGCUGGUAUUCUUGGUUUCAUCUUCGCAGCUGUUUAUGAUCCCGCAAAGUAUGGCACCAGCUUGAAUAUGAUCUAUCCAGCCAUAAAAACAUCGUCGAAUGAACAUGGAAGAGAUAUGAUGGUUCAAGCGGCAUUCCAGCUGAUUGCUCUCGUAGUUGUUUUGGUUGGUGCAAUCGUUAGUGGAGCCAUUACGGGUUUGAUCUUGAAACUGAAGAUUUGGGAUCAAGUAAGAGACAAGGAACUGUACGCGGAUGGAGACUACUUCGAAGUACCUGAGGACUACGACUUCGUGACGAGGGUGCGUUUAUAUGUUGCUUAUAUGUGCAAGACUAAAAGUUUGGCAAGAGAUUAG